AGGAUACAUGAAUAGAUGGAGAGAUGGAGGGGUGGACAGAGGGAGAGGAGGUUGCGUGGAUGCUCUGGCAGGAAACAUUCUGGACUCUGUCCCUGUUACUUUUGUUUUCCAGGCCGACCCUCACUCUUCCUGGCACUGUGUGCCUCUGUGUCUUUGCUGGGUGGCCUGACCUUUGGCUAUGAACUGGCAGUCAUAUCGGGUGCCCUACUGCCACUUCAGCUUGACUUUGGGCUAAGCUGCUCAGAACAGGAGCUCCUGGUGGGCAGUCUGCUCCUGGGGGCUCUCCUUGCCUCCCUGGUAGGGGGCUUCCUCAUCGACCGCUAUGGCAGGAAGCAAGCCAUCCUUGGGAGCAACUUGGUGCUGUUGGCAGGCAGCCUGAGCCUGAGCCUGGCCAGCUCCCUGGCCUGGCUGGUCCUGGGCCGCUCAGUGGCUGGCUUUGCCAUCUCCCUCUCCUCCAUGGCCUGCUGUAUCUACGUGUCAGAGCUGGUGGGGCCACAGCAGCGGGGAGUGCUGGUGUCCCUCUACGAGGCAGGCGUCACCGUGGGCAUCCUGCUCUCCUAUGCACUCAACUACGUGCUGGCCGGUGCCCUCUGGGGCUGGAGGCAUAUGUUUGGCUGGGCCACUGCGCCUGCUCUCCUGCAGUCCCUCAGCCUCCUCCUCCUGCCCCCUGGUACAGUUGAUGCUGCAGCCCACAGGGACCUCAUCCCCCUCCAGGGAGGCGAGGCCACGAAGCUGGGCCUGGGGAGGCCAAGAUACUCCUUCCUGGACCUCUUCAGGACCAGGGAUAACAUGAGAGGCCGGACCAUGGUGGGGCUGGGGCUGGUGCUUUUCCAGCAGCUAACAGGGCAGCCCAACGUGCUGUGCUACGCCUCCACCAUCUUCCAUUCAGUCGGCUUCCGUGGGGCCUCCUCGGCUGUGCUGGCCUCCGUGGGGCUUGGCGCCGUGAAGGUGGCAGCCACCCUGACCGCCAUGGGGCUGGUGGACCGAGUGGGCCGCAGGGCCCUGUUAAUCGCUGGCUGUGCCCUCAUGGCCCUGUCGGUCAGUGGCAUAGGCCUUGUCAGCUUUGCUGUGCCCAUGGACUCAGGCCCAAGUUGCCUGGCCGUGCCCAAUGCCACUCGGCUGUCAGGCUUCCCUGUUGACUCUGGCCUGCCCAGUGGCUUGGCCCCGCCUCUGCGGCCAAUGACCGACCAGAGCCCAGGGCGGCCAGUCUUGUCAACCUCUGAGAAAACCAAGCCUCAUCCGGGAGCUGGGGACCCCACUGCCCUUCCUCUGCCAGCCUUAAGCAUCGUGCCCGCUGCACCCCCUUCUCCUGCCCCUGAGCAUGCCCUGCUGCACUGGACCGCACUGGUCUGCAUGAUGCUGUUUGUGAGCGCCUUCUCCUUUAGCUUUGGACCAGUGACCUGGCUUGUCCUCAGCGAGGUUUACCCCGUGGAGAUCCGAGGGCGAGCCUUUGCCUUCUGCAACAGCUUCAACUGGGCUGCCAACCUCUUCAUCAGCCUCUCCUUCCUUGACCUCAUUGGUGCCAUUGGCCUGUCCUGGACCUUCCUGCUCUACGGGCUGACUGCUGUCUUCGGCCUGGGCUUCAUCUAUUUAUUUGUCCCUGAAACUAAAGGCCAGUCAUUGACAGAGAUAGACCAGCAAUUCCAGAAGAGACGGUUCGCCCUGAGCUUUGGCCACAGGCAGAGCUCGGCUGGCAUCCAGUACAGCCGAAUUGAGCCCUCUGCGGCCUGCUGAGGGGUCCAUCUGGAAAAUGCUGGAACCAUGGCUUUAGCAGACAGUCUUCAGCUUCCUGCUUGCCUGGGUGCCAGAGCACAAGUUCUAGGUGGUCCUUCAAGAGGCACCCCUGCUCCGGAAGAGGUCUGUUUUGCUGGGGCAAAAGGGAUGAAAAUCUGAAAACUCAGGAGUCUUCAGGUGGAGUCUCAGGCUCUGAGGGCUCCUGAGGCUCUGCCUUCCUGCCUCAGUUUCCCCACUGACUCUGCGCAUCUCUGCAGUAAUGAACUUAUGGUGAGAACAUCUUAUGGAGACUCCGUUGGUCUACGGGCUUUCUCAAAGAGUCUCGAGGGUACCACCCCGGCAGGAAGUCUCUCCUGGAAUCACCCCUAAAUCCAGCUGAGGAUACCAUAUUCUCUGCUCUCUUUUUCCAUCUGGUUGGGACUUUCUGGGGAGGGGGAAGCCUGCUUUUUGGCUCUCAGAUCUCAUUUUGUUCAACCCCUCUAAUUCUCUUACCUGGAAUAUUUGUCAUUCACCAGCAACUCAGAUGGUUGGUAGGAGUUCUAGUCCUGAGUUCAAGGCCUGAGACUGCUGGUGUUCUUGCUGUCUGACUGGGGAUCUCAGCUUUCCCUGUAUGUACAAUGGGAGCUCUGAACCAGGUGGUUCUUAAGAUCUGUUCUGAUGCCAAUGAGCUGGAAUUCUAAGUGCUGGCAAUACCACAGAUAUUCAGCAUGGGUCCUGCUCUCAAGUUGUUAGUCAUCUCUUUCAGGGACAUAGGUUUUAAUUAGAGGAAAGGUGAACAGAAUUCCAGAGCUGUGUGCACUAAAAUCCAAGGACCAUCCUAGUGCAGGUCACGAGCUCCAAGAGCUGUUUCCAGGAUGGCGCUGGAGGACUUUGCAGAAAGGAGAUGGGUCUGGAAGCUAACAAACCUGGUUGUCGGUGUGGCCUCCACCUCUUGGCAGCUAGUGACCCUGGAUAAGUAACAGCUCCCUUAAGCCUCAGUUUCCACAUCUACAGAAUGGGGAUGACUAUGCCCCCAGGGGUGUAUUUAACCUCUGUCUCCCAUCAGGAGGGUCUUCAUUUGGUCCCAUUCAGCUGGUCAGGAUGGAUGGGAUUUCUGCUCACCCUCAAUACCCGGGUCCCCACCUUUGCGACGUUGUAAAGGGUCACCCCCCGCAAGGGGUGAGUCAGACGGAGACUGAGCAAGUAGCUCCUCUCCCACAGGACUCUGGCCUCCCCUGAGUCCUUGUCUCUCAUUUCUAGCUACUUCCCUUAGAUCCAGUGGUGUGUUGGAGCUGGCUUGUGCUGGCUUGUGAGAGCUGAUUGUUAAAUUUUCAGGAGUUUUGCAAGCUCGUUGUUAAACAUAGCUGCUAAAAAAUUAAAUUAUUUAAAUUUAUACUUAAAUAAAUUAUAUUAAAACCGAGGUAAUACAUACUAAAAACUCAUCACUUCCUUAUUUUACUACAUUUUGCUCUCAUCUGUGCUCUUAAGGUAAUUUACACCUAUUGCCUCGCAUGAGGAACGUGGGGUAAGGGCACUGCCCAUCCCUUGCCGGGUCUGCCUUCAGUGACCCACGGGGAGUGUAUUUGCACCGCAGGGACUGGGGAACACCACAGAUCAGGGCUUGAUUUGUCGUUUUGUUGAUUGUCCAGUCUUAAGAAUGUGAUGGAUACAAUGUUAAUAAUGUAAAUUAAACUUAACAGUGUGUUCUGUC
Molecule: messenger RNA, 3424 nt
Organism: Delphinapterus leucas (beluga whale)
Lineage: Eukaryota; Metazoa; Chordata; Mammalia; Artiodactyla; Monodontidae
Source: RefSeq, a predicted model, not a curated record